Mytilus californianus (California mussel) is the source of this 2586-nucleotide messenger RNA. RefSeq lists its product as uncharacterized. Lineage: Eukaryota; Metazoa; Mollusca; Bivalvia; Mytilida; Mytilidae. The transcript has 12 exons. Gene Ontology annotation, molecular function: zinc ion binding. The record is from RefSeq and is a predicted model, not a curated record. The annotation marks the transcript as partial.
CACUUAUUUUUUCAAUCGACAACCCUAACCAUAGAUUUUAUUAUCCGAGAUUACAAAAGAUCGACGUAUGAAUGUAAUGCAUUGUCCGCAAUUAACAGGACAUGUUUCAUUGAUAACAGUGUUACUACAAUAUGUCCUGUGGAUCGGAAUACGUUUGUUACAUCUCAGUCAACCCACGAAACCCGAUUCCAUUUUCAGGAUUUUGAGUAUGCUGGACAUCCUGAUUCAAUGUUUGUUCAUUGUAAUGCUACAUUCUGUAAAUCAAAUGACUAUUCGUCUGAAUGUGAACCACAGUGCAAACAUAGUAAACGGAUGGGACAUCAUAGAAGUGAAGUCCAGAAUUUGAAUGGCCCUAUUGAGAUUUCUGACGAUGAAACUAAAAUACUAUUUACUGACAAAAGAGAUAUGUUUGAAGCAAACUCUGCUUACCCUUCUGGAGCUCCUAAGAUGAUUUCGAUGGAUAUAGAGGGAAGAAAGUUAUAUUUCCGUCUGUUGGCAUUAUCACUUGGGCCAGCAAUGGAUGUUCUUCAUUUGUAUUUUGAAACGAAAGUUCUAAAUGGUUUGGAAUUUUAUAUGUUUUUAAAUCAACAUAAGCAUGUUUUAUUUCAUCAAUUCAUUCCGAAGAUCCCUUGCUGUGAAUGUAAAAAAAUAUCACUAGCAGCGUCAAGUAAACGUGGAAAUAUGAAUAACAAUCAAUUUAAUACACUAUAUGAACCCAAAGGGCAGAUCGCAACUGCACAUGAGCACAAAGAUUGUAAAGGUAAUAUAAAAGAACACUGUCUUUGCCAGUAUACUGUUAAACAGCAAGUUAGUGUUGAUUGUAUGGAUAUAUCUUUAUUGCACGUUGUUAUCAAAACGUGUUGUCCAGUUGGCAGCAUUCCUGGAGACCCAAAUUGGCUGAAUAAAAUAAAAGAUAUAAGGAAUACUCUUGUCCAUCAUGGUUCUUGUAGUAUAGACAUGAAUGAAUUUGAAGAUCUGUGGAAAACUCUGGAGGAUAAUGUACUAAAUCAUGCUGGUGUUGUAGCUUUAACACACAAAAAGAAAGUCAAAACGGAGAUACAAAAACUUAAAGAAGAAACGUCACUGGAUCAUUUAAAAGAAGUCGUCAAACAUUCCAGUGAAAAUAUACAAGAGGUUCUUUUAUCAAAACUAGAACAGACAAAAAACCAAUACUCAAUAGAUUUAGGUAGAGUAGAAAGAAAUUUACAAGAAAUAAAAGCGAUGUUGAAUACGUUUGUGCAGAUUCCGCAAAUUAAAGAUACAAAUGUCACAGACAAGAUGGCUGCAAGCUGUCGAGUAGAUGACCCAGGAUUCGAUGCAGAAAUUAUGAUGACAAAUAAUCUCAACCAACCAAAUAGUACCAGUGAAGAAUUUUUGAUAAAAUCCAUUGAGAAUAAAUGUGUAUUAUUAGCUCUCGAGGUUUCAAGACUAGUACUUCAUAAUAAAGAAGCAUUAGAGUUUGCAGUAUAUGAUUUGAUUCAAAAGAUAAUUACGGCUGGAAAUAUUGAUACCAAAAUUAAGAGAACAGUUAAAAUGGUGUUGAUCAUAAAAGGCCUGAUAACAAAAGAUGAAUUGUUAGUUAUAUCAGCUGUGUUAUCUCCAGACAGAAAAAGACAAGAAAAGGCUCUAAGUGACUUUGAUUUGUAUACAAAAAGACAGGAUAGAGGUGAAUUUAAAGAUGAAGAUGAUGAGGUACCAUCUUUAAACUUUGAUUCUGAAACAAACAAAAUGUCCUGUACCCAAUGCAAUUCUCUUUUGACAUGUCAAAACUGUAGGUCAAAAGACAUCAAAAUAGCAUCAUUGGUGAAAGAGAUAUCAUACUUGAGACCAAGACUGAGAAGACAAGAGUCACUUAUUUGUUGUCAAUGUUGUGAUGAUAAGGAGAAACCUGCGUUUUACGAUUGCAAAGAAUGCGACAAGUAUAUGUGUGAACAGUGCAAUGCAAAACAUAACUCUGGUACAGCUUUUAGUGACCAUAAAAGCAAGUACAUCGAUCCUCUUAAAUAUAAAGUGAAAGAUACAUUUAAAAUCAGGGGAAUGAAGAUUCGCGACAUCAAAGUGCUAAAUGAUGAACUCUUAGUUGUUGCUGACGGCAAGGAAAACAAAUUAAUUACGUGUCGAAUAGAUGGAGGGGACAGAAUGGAAACAAUGUUACCGAUGGAACCUUUCCGAAUGGCAGUGACGGAUGUAGAAACGGUUGCUGUUUCUUUCGGCUCUGAAAUGAAAGUGGGACUUAUAAAUGUUCUAUCUGGAGAAUCAACCAAUGAAUUUGAACUACAUGCGUCAUGUUUUGCAAUAGCAUAUAGUAAUAUGCAAUUAUUCGUGAGUUGUCAAGAGAAAACAGAAGUUAUAAGUGACAAUGAACAUACAGUUCAUGUUAUAAGCAUACACACAGGAGAAUUACAAUAUAAAAUUAACCUCAGCGAUUUUACUCCAGAAAAUAUGCUCGUUGGAACGGACUCUCGUAUGUACUUUACUUAUUACGGGAACAAAUUCAUAUGCACUGAUAUGACCGGAAGUAAAAUAUUCGACGUACAUGUGGACAAUAUGAGAGGCCCUUGGGGUAUAACAUUUGACAACAACUGA